AUGUCAGCUGAUACUACUACUGCCGCCCCAGUCAACACUGCCCCAGUUGCCUCACCAUCCAAAUUAUUCGUUGGUAACUUGUCAUUCAGUCUCAAGGAAACCGAUUUGACUGAGAAAUUCUCUGUUUAUGGAUCUGUUGUUAGCUCAAGAAUUAUCACAAAGAGAGGAUCAUCAUUGGGAUAUGGAUUCGUCGAAAUGGACAGCGAAGCAGCUGCUCAGAAAGCUAUUGAUGCCCUCAACAAGAUUGAGAUUGAUGGUAGAGCCAUCAACGUCGAGUUGACCAAAGAAAGAAGCACUGAGCCACGUCAAGUCAGAACAACCACCAAGAGCACCCGUAAGCCACGUGGAACCCGUAAGCCAAAAACCAACGGUUCCACCGCCGCUACUGAGAGCACCUCGCCAGCCACCUCACCAGCUGCCACCACCCCAGUCACCGCCGACAAGCCAAAGAAGCGUCGUGCCAACAACGCCAGAGACUCAACUGCCACCGGUACCACCGCCACCUCUGAGAGAAAGCCACGUGCCGAAAGAGGAGAGAGAAAGCCAGCCGCCCCAAAGCAACCAUCUGACAACACCUUGUACGUCACCAACAUCCCAUUCUCUGUUGGAAACGACCAAUUGUUGGAGAUCUUCAAGGAGUACGCACCAAAGGCCGCCCACAUCGUCUUCAACACCCGUUUCAACAAGUCCAAGGGAUUCGGUUUCGUCGAGUUCAACAACUCUGCUGACCAACAAAAGGCUCUCGCUUUGAACAAAGAAGGAAGUCGAAGGUCGACCCAACUUUAA
Messenger RNA from Heterostelium album PN500, 786 nucleotides. RefSeq names its product RNA-binding protein. The record is from RefSeq and is a predicted model, not a curated record. The coding region runs from base 1 to 786 and encodes 261 amino acids. Gene Ontology annotation, molecular function: mRNA binding. Gene Ontology annotation, cellular component: cytosol. The transcript is spliced from 3 exons. NCBI's taxonomy places the organism in Eukaryota, Evosea, Eumycetozoa, Acytosteliales, Acytosteliaceae.